Melanotaenia boesemani (Boeseman's rainbowfish) is the source of this 1365-nucleotide messenger RNA. RefSeq names its product T-box transcription factor Tb (gene tbxtb). Lineage: Eukaryota; Metazoa; Chordata; Actinopteri; Atheriniformes; Melanotaeniidae. Gene Ontology annotation, cellular component: nucleus. Gene Ontology annotation, molecular function: RNA polymerase II cis-regulatory region sequence-specific DNA binding; DNA-binding transcription factor activity, RNA polymerase II-specific. The coding region runs from base 1 to 1311 and encodes 436 amino acids. The transcript is spliced from 8 exons. The record is from RefSeq and is a predicted model, not a curated record. Gene Ontology annotation, biological process: heart morphogenesis; mesoderm formation; somitogenesis.
AUGGCGACAGGCGCUGGUGAGUGUCCCAGCAAGGCCGUCCAGUACCGGGUGGAUCAUCUCCUCAGUGCGGUGGAGAGUGAGCUCCAGGCCGGUAGCGAGAAAGGCGACCCCACGGAGAGGGAACUUAAAGUGUCUUUGGAUGAGAGUGAGCUCUGGCAAAAAUUUAAGGAUCUCACAAAUGAGAUGAUAGUUACAAAGAAUGGAAGGCGCAUGUUUCCGGUUCUGAAAGUGAACGUGUCCGGACUGGACCCGAACGCCAUGUAUUCUUUUUUGCUGGACUUCGCCUCAGCGGACAACCACAGAUGGAAAUAUGUGAACGGGGAGUGGGUGCCCGGAGGCAAACCCGAGCCGCAGACUCCCAGUUGCGUCUACAUCCAUCCAGACUCUCCAAACUUUGGGGCGCACUGGAUGAAAGCUCCCGUCUCGUUCAGUAAAGUUAAACUCACAAAUAAACUCAACGGUGGAGGUCAGAUCAUGUUAAAUUCUUUGCACAAGUAUGAGCCACGCAUCCAUAUCGUGCGUGUUGGAGGCCCGCGGAGGAUGAUAACCAGUCACUCCUUCCCGGAGACACAGUUCAUUGCAGUAACCGCGUACCAAAACGAAGAGAUUACUGCACUGAAAAUUAAGUACAACCCAUUUGCCAAGGCCUUCCUAGAUGCGAAGGAGAGAAGUGAUCACAAAGAAAUAAGGGAAGAUGCCAAUGAAAACCACCAGUCUGGUUACUCUCAGUUAAGUAGCUGGUUUAUUCCAGGCACCAGUGCCCUCUGCCCACCUGCUAGUCCUCACAACCAGUUUGGGAGUACCAUCUCCAUCUCACCAUCUCACGGCUGUGAGCGCUAUUCCACCCUGAGGACCCACCGUUCUACCCCUUACACUAGCCCAUACGCCCAUCGGACCAACUCGCCCACCAGUUACUCUGAAAACUCGUCGACCUGUCUGUCAAUGCUGACCAGCCAUGAUAACUGGUCCAGUCUCCAGAUGCCUACACACUCUAGCAUGAUGCCCAUGGCCCACAAUUCUUCCUCUGGUGCAAAUUCAAGUCAGUACACCGGCCUGUGGUCUGUGGGUAACUCCCCACUAACUCCAGUGUCUCAGAAUGGAGGGAUAAACAGCUGCCUUGGCUCCCAGUUCAUCCGAGGGUCCAGCAGUCACUAUGCUGGCCUGUCUCACUCUAUCACAGUGCCCCCCUCUGGUUCUCCCAUGUACGACGGCAGCUCAGCCACAGAGGUGCAUGAUGCUGCUCAGUAUGACACGUCCCCCCACGGUCGACUACCUACAGCCUGGACCCCCGUAACGCCUCCGACACUUUGAUGAAAAUAUCUGCACAGACUGAGAGAAGGACCCCGAUGUUUGAUCUGAUUUGAC